Amphibalanus amphitrite is the source of this 3120-nucleotide messenger RNA. Its product is annotated as programmed cell death protein 4-like. Gene Ontology annotation, cellular component: cytosol; nucleus. The transcript is spliced from 9 exons. The coding region runs from base 534 to 1862 and encodes 442 amino acids. NCBI's taxonomy places the organism in Eukaryota, Metazoa, Arthropoda, Thecostraca, Balanomorpha, Balanidae. The record is from RefSeq and is a predicted model, not a curated record. Gene Ontology annotation, biological process: negative regulation of DNA-templated transcription.
AGUAGUCUAGUAGUGAGAUAUAUUUUAAGCGUUUUUUGUAAGCAUUCGCAACACUUUUUGUUCUUAUUGCUUGAAUUUCCUUUUUAUGGAGUAGGAAGGCAUGUCAUCAGCUGAGUGGUAUUUCACAAUAACACAUGCCAACUAGACAACAACAAAGUAUUUCGCAACAUCUGCGGAAGUAAUGCGCAGAGACCCUGCGUGGGGAGGGUCUUGGUGGCGUUGCGGUGGUUGCGGAGUUGCUUGAUUAUUCUGAUUUUUUAUCUUCUUGGUCUUGUCUGUGGUUUUGACUAAGCUAAAUAUCGCUUUGCAUCUGAGCCUGAGCCGUACAAGUUACGGGUCAAGGCGUAUUGUGGGUCGCUGAUUCGGUCUCGCCAGUCUUCAGUCUUGCUUUGUUUUGAAGUCAAGUCAAAGUGAAGUUAUCGAAUCUUCAAUCUUCGUACGGGGUGCCUUUUUCCAGCUCCACUUGCCCUGGUGAAUUUGGAUUGGGGAAAAGGGCUUGUAGGUCUGCAACAAGCACAUAAGAGUAGCCGAAGAUGGAGACUGAGCCUGCCCAGGCUGGGGACUCACCCAAAGCAUCAGCAUCAGCUGAUGAUCUUCAGAUUGAUGAAAGCAAGUCAGUGCAGGAGCAGGUGGCUCAUGGAAAGGGAAAAUCCAAGAGAACCCGCUCCGUGUCUAUCUCGGAGCCUCAGCCAACAAGGGUACCCUCAAAGUUCUCUAAAAACAGCAGGAGAUCUAGGGCUGGCAUGGGAAGAGGCCUCCCAAAGAAGGGCGGUGCCGGCGGGAAGGGCGUCUGGGGCAAGCCGGGCGCCGAGCUGGACGCGGCCGAGAUCGACUCGGGCGACCCCAACUACGACUCUGACUCGAUGGACGACGUGCAGCUGGAGCAGGUGGCCGUCGAGCUGACCGAGGACGAGAUCAAGAAGAUGACCGAGGGUCUGGUGUGCGAGUAUUUCGAGCACGGUGACACGGGCGAGGUGGACGGCAGCCUGACCGACCACUGGGACAGCAUCAACAUGCACCUGCGGUACCUGGUAGUGGUGACGAUGAUCGAGGUGGCCAUGGACCACAAGUCGUCCCACCGGGAGAUGACGUCCAUCCUGCUCUCCGACCUGUACCAGGAGUGUCUGACCCAGACAGACAUCACCAGAGGUUUCGAGACGCUGCUGGCCUCCCUGCCGGACCUGGUGCUCGACUGUCCCGAGGCGCCCGUCAUCCUGGGCAACUUCCUGGCGCGCGCCAUCGCCGACGACUGCCUGCCGCCCAAGUUCCUCACCAGCCACAAGGGCAAGGUCGAGUGCCGACUGGCCGUUCAGGCGCUGGACCGCGCCGAGCACCUGAUGAACAUGAAGGGCGGCAUGAUGCGGCUGGACACGGUCUGGGGCGUCGGCGGACCGCGCCGGCCCGUACGACUGCUGGUCAAGCAGAUGACCAUGCUGCUCAAGGAGUUCCUCACGUCCGGCGACUCCGAGGAGGCCAUCAGGUGUGUCCGUGAGCUGGAGGUGCCGCACUUCCACCACGAGCUGGCUUACGAGGCGGUGACGAUGGCCAUCGAGCGCUCGGACGACAAAUCCAUCUCGGAGCUGUCGCGCCUGCUGCGCGUCCUCUCCGAGGCGGGCGUCAUCAGCAUCAACCAGAUGGACGAGGGCUUCCAGCGCGUCUUCGAGAACAUCGCCGACAUCCAGCUGGACGUGCCGAACGCCUACGCCCUGCUGGAGAGCCUGGUGAUGCUGGCCGCCCAGAACGAGGUCAUCUCACCAGACACAGUCCGCAAGAUGCCGCUCAGGGGACGUAAGCGGUUCGUCUCCGAGGGUGACGGCGGUCGGAUCAAGGACCGCAGUGACGUGGUGCCGCUGCAGCUGUGAGCGGUACCCGGUGCAGCUGAGUACCACGGGGUGCCCCGGGGUCCACCAGUUGGGUACCCUGGGUGAACCCCGGGUCGAGCGGGGUAUCCUGGGUCCAGCAGGGUACCCUGGGUCCAGUGGGGUGUCCUGGGUACCCCGGGUCCGGCUCUGAGACCGACCGCUGCCCGUCCCGACCCUGGCCGACCCCGGACCGACGUCAGACCGACCCGACCCGACCCGGCGGCGGUGGCACGGGCGCUCAGGCCCCGCGCCGCCAGCCGUGUGCGCCGCGGAACAGAGGACUCGCUGAAAUAGCCGGCGGCUGAAGACGUGCGUUUUGUAUAUUUUUGAAGUGUUGUUCGGGUGCGAGGGUUUCGUUAUGCGCGCGCCCGCGGCUCAUGGUUGAUGCGUGUGUGCGUGUUUGGUGGCUGUCUUGGAUGCGGGUGUGGCGGCGUUUUGGGUGUGCUUUUCCUGGGCGCGUUUAUGUGGCGCGGGUCGGCGGAGGGGGUAUUCCGCGUUCCGCGCGGUGGACAGGUGUAAGUGGAGCGUGCCGCGCGGUGAGAAGGUACGGGGUGUGAGCGGGCGUCGCGAGCGCUGCUCUCCGUGCGUCACCAUUGCAUAGGGCGGUCUCAGUUUCGUGUUCGGCUAAGGAAGUACAAAACCUUGUUUGAAAGAGGAACCCUGAAUCAGUUGGUUGGGCGUUUGGGGCUCGGAUUGGCGUGGUUGCCCGUUAUAGAGGCGCACUUCUGUCUCGUUAGUUCAGCCCCGAAGCGCUGAUAGCUUAGUAUUAAGACUGCUGCUUUCCCACAGCUGGGUUUUCUUAGAGCGGCGCUGCCUUUUCUGCCUUUUUCUUGCUUCGGUGUGAUUGUCUGGCGAGGAGUGCUUUUUCAGUUAGCGGUGGUUUCUAAGGUAUAUUCGUCUGUCACUAUGAGGGGUAAACGGCUCCUGGUGGAACGAUCUCCGGGCGUUACCUCACAGUUACACCUGAGUGCAAUGAAUGAUGUAAUUGUACAGGCCUGAAAGAACGGUGUGUUAAAGCUGCGCGAGUCAUUGAAAUGCAACACAGUUGACAGUUGAGUCAUAAUGAACCAUUAUCGGUCUGUAAGAGGCUAGCGUUCUCAUCACGGUGCAACGAGUUCAACGAGUGCUACUCAGCCGGUAUCGACUGGUGUGCCUGUCUCGCCCUCUGUCCUCCUUUUGGGGCCGUUUGCCGCUGUGCGUGUGUGUGCGGUGCGUGUUUGGAUAUUGCUGUAUAUUGCCAAAUACACAUGGAGCCACC